CACUCGGACGACCUUUGGUACGAGACACAGAAUGGCUUUCUGGUUGAGUAAAGCUCAACGCUGAAGCAGGAGAAAUAAUCAGGGGAGCUACUCAACACCACAGAAACCUGACCUGGGAACACAAAAUGAAAAUCUGGAGUGUGUCAUGGCUUAGAUAAGCUUAAGCCCCAUAUAUCUUUGUCACGUCAAAGGUAAAAGCAUGUUUUCCUUCAUCACGUCGUUUCUCCCGACUUCCUACUUCCUACCAGGGUGGCUGACUUUAGACACAAACCCACUGGAUGGCCUGCUUCAAGGAAUAGUGGGGACAUGUGGGAUCUCUGUGCUGUGCUCCCUGCUGAGAGUGCACUUACUGUUAGAGGACAGCUGGAGCGAAACACGUGAUGCUGUCACACCAAGAGAGGCGUCCACCAGUCAUCCACCGAGGAGUAAACCCGGACUUGCAGGGAUGCUCUGGUUCCUCUUGGUGACGGGGUUAUUGGCUGUAGUGGGGUCCCGCGUGGCAGCGCUUGUGGUACUGGAGUUUUGCCUUCGAGCUGUGUCUGGAUUGAUUACAGCUGGACCGGACUCCAAGAAACAUCUGCAGCGGCUGUUAGUGCAGAGCCAGUUCUCUCUGGGCUGCGCCCUGAGCAGCAGUCUGCACUUUCUCCACGAGGGGGCCCCGCAGCGCUGGCUAUGUCUGCUCCUGGCAGCCUCACUCAGCUGGUACCUGGCAAGACAGGCCAGCAGCCUUAUGCACCAUGUCAUCACUCUGUACAAACUCCACAGCUCGCAGCGCUACUGCGGCAUUUGUAUCAGCCUCCUUACAUCAGGCAGCUACCUGCUGCCCAUGCUGUGCAGGACUUUGACCAUCACCUUCCUCGUGGCCGCUCUGGCUGCCGUCUCAAUCAUUAACCAGCAUUUUCUCUCUGCAACGGAAGCCCUUAGGUUUUGGACACCGCUGACUAUCUGCUAUACGCUGCUGGUCAUAUACAUGCAGGAGGAGCAACAUCGUCUGCCGAGCAGUCAGGUUGUCCUCAACGCAGUGGUGGUGCGUCUCGGUGGUUUGAUGGUCCUGAUGCUGACUGUGGGUCGCUGGGCCGACGUGCUCCACAUACUGAUGUGUUUCCUGGGUGAGGCCAGCUGUCUAAUCCCUGCCAAGGAUUUGCUGGAUGCAGCAUCCUCACAGGAUGAAGAGGAUUUUACACACUACGCCAAGAGAGAACGUCGACAAAGACUACAAACACAUGAGAGGAAUCAUCCAAAAUAACAUGGAAAUCAUAUUAAUGAAGCAUCAGAUUACUGCUUUUUGUAUCUACAAUGUUUUUUUUU
Cololabis saira (Pacific saury) is the source of this 1308-nucleotide messenger RNA. RefSeq names its product transmembrane protein 82 (gene tmem82). The coding region runs from base 200 to 1246 and encodes 348 amino acids. NCBI's taxonomy places the organism in Eukaryota, Metazoa, Chordata, Actinopteri, Beloniformes, Belonidae. The transcript has 6 exons. The record is from RefSeq and is a predicted model, not a curated record.